Molecule: messenger RNA, 896 nt
Organism: Brassica oleracea var. oleracea
Lineage: Eukaryota; Viridiplantae; Streptophyta; Magnoliopsida; Brassicales; Brassicaceae
Product: melanoma inhibitory activity protein 3
Exons: 3
Coding region: 198-896 (232 amino acids)
Source: RefSeq, a predicted model, not a curated record
GGAAGAAGAGAAGACACAACACCGUUCGUUGAUUCUAGUCGUCGUCUUCGCACAACUAAACAAAAGGGUUUGUGUUGUUUCUGCUUCUCCCUUUUCUCAAGUUUGGAGCUUUGGCUUGUAGGGUUUGUUCGGUUCUCGUCCGAUUUUUUUUGCUAUUUUUGGAAACUCUUCCGUGGGUUUGAAGAAAGUGUAAAACGAUGGAGGAGAUCAAGGAGGAGAACGUGGUGAACGAGUUUAGGGUGAGAGGUGAGGGUCUUCGUAAGGCGUUGGACAAGGUUAACGCUCAUGUUUCCGACGUACUUGUCUUUAAUGUUCAGUGGAAAGACUUGAAUGAGUAUCUUGAAUCAGUCCAAGGGAACGUAAAGGAGAGGUUUAGGGAGUUAGAGUCCAAGGAGGUUGAGUUGAAAGGUCAAAGCUUUGCACUUGAAGAGAGGGCUAAAGUGGUUGAGGAAGCUGAAGCUAAGGUUGCUGAUUUGGAGAUGAAAUCUGAUGGGUUUCGGAUGGAUGUUGAAGCAACGAAGAAAGAGCUUAGCUUUCUUACGGAACAGGUGGAGAUUUCUCUAGGCAAGUCUAAUGCGGAGGAAGCGAGACUGUCUCGGCUUAGGACAUUGGUGGAAGAGUGUGAGGCAGAGAAGAUGGUAAAGGAAAGUCAGCUUAAUGAGAUGGUGGAAUCUUGGAGAAAGACUCAUGUUGAGCUUGGUUUGAAAGGUGAAGAGCUAGCAAAGUUGGAGACUGAUCUUGAGAGGUGUUGUGCUGAGGUCAGCGCAGAGAUGGAGAGUUUGCGUGGAGCUCAAACUCACAGGAGACAGUUGGAUGAUGAAGUUGAGAGGAAGACUAAAGAUCUCACAUUGGUUCAGAACAAGCUUGUGGAAUAUGAGAAGCUCAAGAACAGUUAA